AUGUUCGACUGCAAAUCAUUGGAUUAUGGUGCUAUAUCGAGUUUCGUUUACAUGCGAAACAUUUCAAGGGAUGGAGGACAGUCGUUUGGUCUGCCUUUAGAAAUGGAUCGAGCAACUAUCACAUUGGGCAUAGAAGUGCGUCAAUUCUACGAACCAUUAGUGUACGAUUUGUCGAAAAUUGCACGAGAACGUAUACAAAGGAUGCUAAUCUUCGAUACAAAAUCAGGCAGCGCCAUUCAGGAACAACGACAUCAAGUAACACGGUAUUUGCGUUUACUUUUAGGUAACGCAAAAGACAUGAGCGGAAAAAUAUUAUACGAAAGUGUUUCGAUGAUAUUCUGCGUCUUACCGCAUCUAAUGGAUACUCUGAGGCAAUUCGGCUGGCACAGUGUCUGGGACAGAAACGUUGUUGGAUACGAAGUUUAUCAUGGUGUGCUGGAAUGGAAUUGGCUACUUAUGCUGGUGUUAAAAGAAGCGAAGGAAUGUGCAACAAAUAUCGAAAUGAGUAACGAAUUUUUCGAUAAGAAGCCAAUGAAAACAUUUGGUACAAUUUACCGUGACCUAAUGGUCGAUUUGUUGGACUUAGCAUAUCAACAGUAUUGCAUACACGUUAUCGAUAACAUAACAAACAAGUCUUCGUAUUCGUGUUAUUGUGUGAAACAUAUGUGGCUUGGCCUGAUGAUCCUAGCUGACACAGAAAAACUUGAUUUCUGGAAAUGCUUAAAUGAAUGUAUGCCGGCGUCCUUGAAGGAUAAACAUGAUGCUUACAUGUUUAAGAUAUGGCAUAUAAAUACGCUGGCAAGACUUUACGACGAAAAGAUGAAAUUGGCCGAAGAAGCACCUCUAUUGACACUGCCAAAUAAUUACACCGUAAUCGACGAUAUCGUGAAAGACUUUCUAAAGUCAGACAUCACAGAAUUUAAGGCGAGGGUUUUCUUGACACUGUUGAAGCCAAUAGUUACAGUGUUCUGGCCGGCACGUAUCGAAACUGUGAUCGCUCUCUGGAACUACUACAGCUCUCGGAUUAACUCAGCCUUCCGAACAAACCGGAACUCUUUUGAAACUAUAGGUUGUGUUAGUUCAACCGUGGAAGGAUUCAUUAAUCAAGCCGCCUCUCUUGCCGCACCGGAAUCGAUACACGGUCAUUUUGAUCUCGAGCAGAAUAGCUUCCAGAUGUUUCUCAGACUGCUGAGCUGGAUAAUACAUCAUUACACGGCACAGGCUCACAAGAAAAAGGUGCAAAUUAUUUUCAACCGCAUCUUCGUAAAAAUGGGACCGAAUAAAUAUGAAAAGCUGACAGAGCGAGGGGUAUACAACUUAGGAUUGAUGCUGCUUACUAUGAUGAGUGCUACAAGUUUCGACAAUGACUAUUCCAGAGUAUCGGGAUUUAUGCAACUGGUGCCUUUAACAUACGAAGAAAUGAAGUUACCAAUAGAUCAUACCAUCAUGCGUAUCACAGUUGCCUCCCGAGCGAAUAUGGCAAUCUUGGUGUUGUUAAGCAGUUCAAGCUUUGAUAAAACAAAACACAUUGUUACUUUUCUAGACAGUAUUGAUGUUGCGUAUCGCAAGUAUGGCGAUCGUUUGCAGCCGGCAUUGGAAAUUAUAGCGGAAGGAAUGUGUUUGAUCUACAAGAAAGCUGUCCUACAAAAGUCUUUUAAUCGUGGCGAAAAAAGCUUACUGCGCUCAUGGGUGCAGAAAUAUCUACGACACUGUUCUACCAACCGGUGGCAAAUGCUCUUAGACGUUUUAGCGGAUACAUUAAAAGCGUUCAACGGCUCGACGCUAAGUGAAGAGUGUUACAAUGCGCUGAACCAACACGUCAUGCCGUUUGUAAAUGAAAGAUAUUUCAAUAAGGUCGCCGCACCGCCCUGCAUACCUCGAUUAGCUGCCCGCAUGAUAAUACAUUGUGCAUCAAGUAAUACUAAGAACGAUCGUAUUUCAUGGUCUUUCGAAAUGUAUGUCAAUUCUCCAGAGACUUGCACAGAUCAAGUGUUAGCAUGUAUGAAAGAGAUAGCGCAAUGUUCCAAAACGUUGGCAGCGAUCGACCAAAUAUUAAUUAUACGUCAGUGGUUGAAAAUGGCAAUUUUACAUGAUGCUAAAAGUCUGUUAGAUCUUACCCGCAUUGUACAUGGACUGGAUGAGUUGAAGACAUUGUGUAAAAUUCCGGAAUACGAUAGGUUCGUUAACAAUGACAUCCCGGUGAAACUGUUUUUCCGGCUUGUUGGUACACGUUACCGUGAAUCGGAUGCUUGCAUGCGGAUGGAAAUGAAAAAGAAACUGUACACUGUAUUUGAAGACUUCGACAAGUGGUUUCCCGACUCUGCAGCUAUUAGGCAGCGCGUUUUUGCCGUGCUUAUACUAGCAUUGAAAGAGUGCCCCCUUGCGUUCUAUUUUCGGGGCAACUCUAAAUGUUUGUACUCGAUAGCAUUCCAGCAUUUUUUCCUACCAUUUUGUGUUCUUGUCGACCGCAAUGUACAGCUCGAUUUUAUAGAAGCCAUUGCUCAAAUUUGGCAUCACGUUAUGGACUUCCUUGGGGAUAUGGAUUAUAGGCAUGAUGAAAUCAUUGCAGAUAACGUGUAUAAUAUGAUGAACAAAUGGGUACCGCAGUUUGCCAAAUUAACCAAUGUUAAACAGUCUCUAAGACCUGUGAUGCUAUUCUUUUGUGCCCGUAAUGAAGAUUUAGUGCUUUUCGCGAUGACCCGAUUUGUACAGACGUUUGUGGAUCUUAAACGAUGUCUUCCAAAUGAAUAUGCGGUAGAAGUGAUGGAAAUUUUAAAAAAUCUCAUAAAAGCUCUUGUAAAACAAAAGAACUACGGCAAAAUAUCACUAUUCAUUCGCACAAUGGGACUUUCCGUAACGCAGCAUGCUUUUAUGUGCAACGAAAAGUAUCAUACGCGAUUAAUUGCUUCAGAAAUUUUGUUUGAUUUGUUGACCAGUACAAAUGAACCGUCCAAUUUGAUAAAAGAAGAAAUGAGAAACGUUUUGAUUGCUUUUACUCUUAAAUACUUCCCCAUUUCUGAGGAAUGUUACAUGAAAUUCAUGAGCCGAUUUGUAUUUCGUUAUCCAUACUUUUUUCGUUCUUUGAUUGAUUUUAUACGCCGCGACGAAGCUGAAACUGAAAUAACAUGUGCUCAAAAUAAAACGGACGGAGUUCUAAGCCUAGCUUCAUACAUGUUACAGCGAGAACUAGAUACAAAACUGAAAUCGAAAAAUGAAAAGUGA
Anopheles marshallii is the source of this 3222-nucleotide messenger RNA. RefSeq lists its product as uncharacterized. Bases 1 to 3222 code for a protein of 1073 amino acids. Lineage: Eukaryota; Metazoa; Arthropoda; Insecta; Diptera; Culicidae. The transcript is spliced from 2 exons. The record is from RefSeq and is a predicted model, not a curated record. Gene Ontology annotation, biological process: replication fork processing; double-strand break repair via homologous recombination. Gene Ontology annotation, cellular component: nuclear replication fork.